AUGGCUGAGUCUCUUGCCAAUGGCAGCUCUGCUAAUGGUGCUGAUGUGGAGAUGAAGAUGGAAUCCGCAAACGAGACCAGCAUGCAGGCCCUCCCGGAUGCCACGAAUGCGCAACCGCCUCCGCAACCCAUCUCGAACCUCCCAGCUGUCAUUCCACCGGAGCAGACCCUCGCAGCUCCCACUCCCCCCGCAGCGUCAACCCGAACAAACUCGAUGCCUCCUGCGCGACCGGCUCAACCAGUAGCUCACGGAGGACCAACUCGACAAUUCCUCAACCAACAUCUCACACCGCACUUACUCGAAGGCAUGAAGUACAUCGCCAUGCAUGAGCCAGACAAGCCACUUCUAUGGCUGUCGGAAUUCCUGAGGGACAGGAGCAAGGAAGUCGAAGGCUGA
This is a messenger RNA of Recurvomyces mirabilis, 396 nucleotides long. RefSeq lists its product as uncharacterized. NCBI's taxonomy places the organism in Eukaryota, Fungi, Ascomycota, Dothideomycetes, Mycosphaerellales, Teratosphaeriaceae. The record is from RefSeq and is a predicted model, not a curated record. The transcript has 2 exons. Bases 1 to 396 code for a protein of 131 amino acids.